Messenger RNA from Leucoraja erinaceus (little skate), 3279 nucleotides. RefSeq names its product beta,beta-carotene 15,15'-dioxygenase-like. The transcript is spliced from 11 exons. Lineage: Eukaryota; Metazoa; Chordata; Chondrichthyes; Rajiformes; Rajidae. The record is from RefSeq and is a predicted model, not a curated record. Gene Ontology annotation, biological process: retinal metabolic process; carotene catabolic process. The coding region runs from base 196 to 1779 and encodes 527 amino acids. Gene Ontology annotation, molecular function: carotenoid dioxygenase activity; beta-carotene 15,15'-dioxygenase activity.
CUGAGCGUUCGACGUUGAAGUUGCAGAGGGAAAGAUGAAAAGCAAAACUGCCAUUGUGAUGUGGGCUGGCCUGACUCCAGGGUUGAGUGUAUCAACGACUACAGCUUGGUGGCGCACAGCUGAGGUAUAAAAAGCCAAAGGUCUGGGGCAGUCCUGACAUUGAGUGCAGCGACUGCCUUGUGUUUUGUCGACAUCAUGCAGUCGCUGUUUGGUGAAAAUAAACGGGAAACACCAGAAGCAAUCAAAGCAGAAAUUCAAGGUGAAAUUCCAAAAUGGCUGCACGGGAUACUAAUCCGAAAUGGACCAGGCAUGCAUAAAGUUGGAGAAACUAUCUACAACCAUUGGUUUGAUGGGUUAUCAUUGCUGCAUAGUUUCACCUUUCAAAAUGGUGAGGUGCUCUACAGAAGCAAAUAUCUCCAAAGUGAUACUUACAAGAAGAAUAUAGAAGCCAAUAGGAUUGUCGUGUCGGAGUUUGGCACAAUGGCCUAUCCAGACCCAUGCAAGAAUAUUUUUUCCAAAGCAUUUUCCUAUCUUACGCACGUUAUUCCUGAUUUCACUGAUAAUUGUUUGAUUAACAUAGUCAAAUAUGGUGAGAAUUACUAUGCAUCAUCAGAAGUCAACUACAUCAGAAGAAUAGAUCCAAGAACACUGGAGACAUUGGAAAAGGUUGACCAAGCGGACUAUGUCCCUCUCAACCUGGCCACAGCCCACCCACAUUAUGAUGAAAAUAGAAACACCUACAACAUUGGCACUUCCAUUGUGGAGAAAGGCAAAACAAAGUACUUGAUUGUGAAAGUAGCAAAUGUAAAGCCAGGUGACAAGAAUGCGUGCUUUAAGAAUUGUGAAAUAUUUUGCUCCAUUCCUUGUCGCUCACUCCUCAGUCCCAGUUACUACCACAGUUUUGGAAUGUCCGAGAACUAUAUCAUUCUCUUAGAACAGCCAUUUAAACUGGAUAUACUCAAAAUGGCAACAGCUUACUUCAAAGGAGCAAACUGGUCCAGCUGCUUGGGCUGGCAUCCAAAGGAGAAGACCUAUAUUCAUAUCAUAGACAAAAGAACGAAGAAGGCUCUACCCACAAAGUUCUACACAGAUGCACUAGUGGUUUAUCAUCAUGUCAAUGCAUAUGAAGAGAACAACCAUUUAAUUUUUGACAUCAUCGCAUAUGAAGACAACAGCUUGUAUGAAAUGUUCUACUUGGCAAAUAUGAAGUUGGUUGAUAAUGAAUUUGAAAUGAAAGGCAAAAUCUUCACUCUUCCAUAUUGCAAAAGAUUUGUAAUUCCCUUGGACGUCGAUGAGAACAUAGACUUGGACACAAACAUUGUCAGACUCCAUGGAACUACGGCACGGGCACUAAAGCAGCAAGACGGAUAUGUGUACUGCACACCUGAAGUGUUAUUUGAAGGAAUAGAGCUUCCUCGGAUAAACUACGAUUACAAUGGCAAGAUGUACAGAUACAUUUACGCAUCCAAAGUUCUGUGGCAACCAAUCCCAACAAAGAUAAUUAAAUGUGACAUUCUGACCAGGAGUUGCCUGGAGUGGGAGGAAGAACAUUGCUGGCCCGCUGAGCCAGUGUUUGUCAAAGCUCCGGAUGCCAAAGAUGAGGAUGAUGGUAUCCUGUUAUCUUGCAUUGUGUCUACUGAUGCCAAGAAAUCUUCAUUUUUACUUGUGCUUGAUGCUAAAACGUUCAAAGAAGUGGGCCGAGCUUCUGUUAGCGCUGAUAUGCAUCUGGAUCUUCAUGGUAUAUUUAUUCCCGAGACGGAGCUAAGCGCAAACAUUUAAAAGUGUGCUGCCUGUGAAGGAGAACAAUUGGAUGGCCACUCUAUUGAACUACCACACUAGCAAAUUGUUGGACAGAAAAAAAAGGGCAGAAAACUCUUGUGUCUUGCGUUGGCAAACUUCCUGUGAGUAACAAAAAAUUAAUGGCAAUUCAGAUUCAAUCCUGUUGGGUGAAACUGUUGUGAGAAAUGUUUUCAGUCAAUCAAGUCAUUUCGCAACCAAGAUGCAAUAAAUGUACAAAUAAGGAGAACGCCAAUGUGAGCAUUCAGUGAUCAGGGACAUAAAAUAGAAUUACGGUUGACUGGAAGUUAAUUAGUAUAUUUUAAAUGGAUUUAUAUGUACUAAGACAUGAUUUAAGGUUACAGAUAUUAAAGCAUUGCCCUACUUUCUAAAUGAUUUUUUUUUGCUAUAAGAUAAGUAGUCAACAUGAAAGUCUACUGUAAGAUAAUUUAGCAAAGGCUUUGAUGGUUUGUGUUUGAGCUAAAAUGUCUAAUCACUGACAUUUUCAAUUGUGAUCAACAGAAAAAUGUCAAUUUUUGAAGAUAUUUCCAUUAUACAUUAUAUAAGUAUAAUCAAUGCUUUCAAAAUAAUUGAGGUUGUACAUAGUUAUGGAAUUGAACCAACCUGCGUAUGUUUAAACAAGAAGGUGAAACUACAACAAUAUACAUAUUGUUACUAUUUAAGGGAAGACAGUGUCAGGGAAAAUAGCAUCACAGGGUAUGGAAAUAAAGAAAGGUUUUGAAGCCAUGAAAUGUGUAAAAGGACAUAAAUGGAAUGUAAAAUGGAUAGCUAAGUAGACCAAUUAAAUAUUUAUUAUUUUAAUUAUAUCAUUGAAUCGUUAUAUUUCCCAGUCACAUUGAAAUCUAAUUGCCAAACUGAUGAUCAGGUUCACAACUAGAUUUAUGAUCAAGUUCCUCAAUAGCCUCAUGUAUAACAGAGCUGCUCAAUGCUCAGUGUUGUUUCACAGAAGGUUGUGAACCUCUGAAAGAGUGGCUCCUGAGAAACCAACAUGGAUCAAAGUCAUAGCUUGUAGCGUGUGCAAAAAGUCAACUGGAAUGGAAUUCUAACUCAGCGCUUAAAUGCAUGGCAUGUGUUGUUAAAGUUGCAUUUGGAAUGACAAUACGAAGAUGGCUAUGUUCUAGAUUAAUAUAUAUUGUUGCCCAAAUGUUGGGUGAAGUGUGUAAACGGUCUGUGAUAGGACAAGCAUUGGGAAAGUGUACAGGGUCCUGCUAUUUCAAUCUGAUGGAAGAAUUUCCUCUGGUAAGUAAACUAAGGGAGAGUAACAUCAAUAAUCUUCUUGUAUUGUCAUGUUGCUGUCUGAGUCGGUCACUGUCAACCAGUGUCAACCAAUCAUACAUAACAGCAGACCAGAUUUUAUCAAAGUAAUUGACACUUUAUUAUUCAUUAUCACUGAGCAAUUGUAAAAUGAUAGGUUAAGUGGAUCAAUAAUCCAUUGCAAUGAUAUGUUCUUGCUGCUUCUGGGUUAUUAAAUCAGAAAUCACU